Messenger RNA from Maudiozyma barnettii, 1875 nucleotides. It is a transcript of the gene PAP2, whose product is annotated as non-canonical poly(A) polymerase PAP2. Bases 1 to 1875 code for a protein of 624 amino acids. Gene Ontology annotation, molecular function: poly(A) RNA polymerase activity; mRNA binding. Gene Ontology annotation, biological process: RNA 3'-end processing. The transcript has a single exon. Lineage: Eukaryota; Fungi; Ascomycota; Saccharomycetes; Saccharomycetales; Saccharomycetaceae. The record is from RefSeq and is a predicted model, not a curated record. Gene Ontology annotation, cellular component: nucleolus; TRAMP complex.
AUGUCGGCGACGAACGGUAGUGAUGAUGUGGAAACGAAAACCACAAUACCUCCCCAACAGGAGCUAAGAAUUAACGAGAUUGACAAUGAAAACGAUUUUGUACCACUAUCAGACAGCGAUGAUGAAAAGACUAAUGUUAACCUUGUUCCUACUGCAGCUGAAAUUGAGGCAGAAAAUAAGGCUGAAGCACUGGAAGAAGCUGAAGCAUAUGACGAUUACGAUGGACACUACGAUAAUCCUACUGAAUCUAAUACUCCAGUACCAGUUCCAAUAUCUCAUCCAUCUACGGUAUCUAGUGCCGGAUAUAAAAAUACAUCUCCUCUUCAGGCAAAUAUUGAGUCUUUAGAAUUGGAGCAACCGAUACCAGUAUCUAAAGUUCCAGAAAUUAAACUCACAACUUCAAAUAUGUCUGAAGCUAAGGAAGCGGAUUCUGAAACGGCAGUAGAGAAAGUAUCAAAUGAAAAUAAUGAAUUAACUGAAAAUAAUGAUUUUAUUGCAUUUUCUGCUAGUGAGUCUGAAGGUGAAGAUGAAGUAGAGAAACCAAAGAUUACCACAGAUGAUAAUCAGGAACCUGAAGAAGGCGAAGCCAUUAUGACAGAUUUUCCAUGGAUUGUCAACCACGAUCAUUCCAAACAAAAAGAGGUUGCGGAUUGGCUUACGUUAGAGAUAAAAGAUUUCGUAUCUUAUAUAUCUCCAAGCAAAAUAGAGAUUGAAUCUCGUAAUAUUACUAUUGGGAAGAUACGGAGUAGCGUCAAGGCUUUAUGGCCAGAUGCUGAUUUGCAUGUAUUUGGUUCUUAUGCUACCGAUUUAUAUUUGCCGGGCUCAGAUAUCGAUUGUGUGAUUAAUAGUAAAGGUGGUAAUAAAGACAAUGGAAACGCAUUAUACCAAUUAGCAAACCAUUUAAGUAAAGAUGGUUUAGCUAUUGACAUAGAGGUCAUUUCGAAAGCAAGAGUUCCGAUUAUUAAAUUUGUUGAGCCAGAAUCAAGAAUACAUAUUGAUAUAUCAUUUGAAAGAACAAACGGUGUUGAUGCAGCAAAGCUAAUUAGGAGUUGGCUAGAUAGUACACCUGGUUUAAGAGAAUUAGUACUUAUUGUAAAACAAUUCCUACAUGCAAGAAAGUUGAAUAAUGUACAUACAGGUGGGUUAGGUGGUUUUAGUAUCAUUUGUCUUGUGUUUUCAUUUUUGCAUAUGCAUCCUAGAAUAGUAACAAAGGAAAUAUUUGCCAAGGAUAAUUUAGGUGUCUUAUUGAUUGAUUUUUUUGAACUAUACGGUAAGAAUUUUGGUUAUGACGAUGUUGCUAUUAGUGUCUUAAAUGGAGAGCCUAGUUAUUUACCAAAAUAUUUAUGGAAGGAUCUUUACCCAAUUAGAAAUUCAUUUAGUUUAGCUAUUCAAGACCCUGGGGACUCGACGAAUAACAUUAGUAGAGGUUCGUUCAAUAUUCGUGAUAUUAAAAAGGCAUUUGCUGGUACAUUUGAUAUGUUAACAAAUCAAUGCUUUGAAUUGCAUGAGGUAAGUUUUAAGGGUCGUUCAGGGAAAAGUAUUUUGGGUAGUGUAAUAAAGUAUAGAGGUAAACAAAGGAACUUUAAAGAUGAAAGAAAAUUGGUUGUUAAUAAGGCCAUCAUUGAAAAUGAAGAAUUUCACAACAAACGUAGUAGAGAUGAAAUGGAAGAUGACUACGAUGUUGCAGCUCCCCUUGAUAGAAACAGAAAGAAGAAAAGUAAAGGGAAGAAGAAAAAGAAUGAGAAUAAUGAUGAGAAUACAGGUGUCUCAGGACCUGUAAAGAAGAAACAAAAAAGAAAGGAUAAAAAGUCUAAAAAGUCUAAGAAAAGACAAGUUGAGGAAAGUGAUGAUGGAUAUAUUCCUCUUGACAGUUGA